Molecule: messenger RNA, 818 nt
Organism: Amyelois transitella
Lineage: Eukaryota; Metazoa; Arthropoda; Insecta; Lepidoptera; Pyralidae
Exons: 4
Coding region: 161-715 (184 amino acids)
Source: RefSeq, a predicted model, not a curated record
AAUAUUCACUGAUAACUACAGGACUGUGGCUCAUUCGGCCCAUAUUUUUGAGAAUAGAUUUUUGUAUGUAGCUGAAGAUUUUUUAAUUUUUUAAUAUAUUGACAUAGAUAUUAAUAAAUAUAACUUCCGUUUGUGAUGAGUUUAACGUGACCAAUACAGGAUGUGCAUAGUACUCCCACGAUUUGAUAAAUGCUGUUUUUGUUUACGGUUGCGGACGGGCUCUUUGAUUAUAGGAUAUUUGUCUUUAAUAAUAUCAUGCCUAAGCAUUGGGACAUUGUCAUUCUCCAUAUACAAAGUGGCCACAUAUCAGCAUGACUAUCACAAGGACCCCAAUACUACCCCAGAAGAUGUGGCCAGGGCGACCUUAUCCCUGUACAUAACACUGGGAUAUUAUAUACUAGUGUUUUUGUUUCUAAUUACUUUAAGUAUGAUGCUGUUGGUUGGAGUUCAUACGAAUAAGCCUAACCUACUGAAGAUCUACUUCAACGCCGGUAUGUUCCUGCUGGGGCUUGCCCUUGCCCUCGUUGUGAUGUGUUGGGUGUUCGCGGGAAUCAUAGCUACCCUUCCUCUGCUGAAGUGGUGUUUAAUUCACUUCUAUUCCUUGCUGGUAGUUCGCAGCACAUACUUGGAGAUGGAAGAGGAAAACAAGCCGCCUGUCUAUCAAAUGCAUAACAUAGUGUACAACCCUCAUCAAACAGAGCCCCUGAUUGCUUAGUUUAUCGUUGCGUCUAACUUUAAAAUUAAUUUAAAUUACCUGAUUAUAAAUUUCCAAAAAUAUAAAAAUUAUUGUCAUUUUAUUAUAUUUAUUCUAAUAGUAA